This is a messenger RNA of Cinclus cinclus, 2197 nucleotides long. It is a transcript of the gene EEIG1, whose product is annotated as estrogen-induced osteoclastogenesis regulator 1. Bases 1 to 1146 code for a protein of 381 amino acids. NCBI's taxonomy places the organism in Eukaryota, Metazoa, Chordata, Aves, Passeriformes, Cinclidae. The record is from RefSeq and is a predicted model, not a curated record. The transcript is spliced from 11 exons.
AUGGCUUUCCUGAUGAAGAAGAAGAAAUUCAAGUUUCAGACAAGUUUCACUCUAGAAGAGCUGACUGCCGUCCCCUUUGUCAAUGGGGUUCUGUUCUGCAAAAUUAGACUGCUAGAUGGAGGAGACUUUGCUAGUUUAUCUACCAGAGAGGAAGUUCAGGAAAACUGUGUCCGCUGGAAAAAGAAAUUCACCUUUGUGUGUAAAAUGAGUGCCAACCCUGCCACAGGACUCCUGGACCCCUGCGUCUGCCGAGUGUCUGUCCGUAAGGAGCUGAAGGGCGGAAAAACCUACUCAAAGCUGGGCUUUGCUGAUCUAAAUCUGGCAGAAUUUGCGGGCUCUGGAUCCACUGUCCGUUGCUGCCUGCUGGAAGGAUAUGAUACUAAGAAUACCCGACAGGACAACUCCAUCCUAAAGGUCACGAUUGGAAUGUCCCUGCUCUCUGGGGACCCCUGCUUCAAAACGCCUCCUUCCACAGCCAAAUCCAUCACCAUCCCGGGGCAGGACUCUACUCUGCAGCUGACCUGCAAGGGUGAGGGAACCACCAGCAGCAGCAGUUCCUCCACAAUUGGCUCCCUGCGCCAGACCAAGCCAAGAACUGCCAUUCUCAGCUCAGGUGUCCCAGAAGAGUCGGAUCAGAACCUGUCCAGCCCAGAGGAAGUUUUCCACUCAGGGCACUCGCGGAACUCGAGCUACGCCAGCCAGCAGUCCAAGAUCUCUGGUUACAGCACGGAGCACUCCCGCUCCUCCAGCAUGUCGGACCUGACGCACCGCCGCAACACGUCCACCAGCAGCAGCGCGUCCGGGGGGCUCAGCAUGACCGUGGAGUAUCCUGAGGGGGAGCGGGAACACAAACUGGAGAAGCCACCUCGCCCCCCCAGACCACCCCUCCUGCUGGACAGACCCUCCCGGAGAAAAAAAGAUUCAAUGGAGAGUCACCCAACCCGAGUGGAUGACACCAGGAUCGAUGCUGAUGAUAUAGUGGAGAAAAUAAUGCAGAGUCAGGACUUCACAGAUGUCAGCAAUACUGAAGACAGUAACCUGAGGUUGUUUGUGAGCAGAGACGGAACAACUACACUGAGUGGUAUUCAGCUGGGAAACAGGGUCUCAUCUGGAGUUUACGAGCCAGUGGUGAUUGAAACCCACUAAAUGUGAAGAACAGGGUAGAGCUGCUGGACACAGGCCCCCUACCCAGUCUGCUGCCACAUGGAUGCCAACCUUUACCUCUCUUCAUGCAGCAUUCCAGAAGGGAUUUCUCCACACCCCUCCCCAUAUGUUUGCACUGCAGAACUACUCUGAGACCACUCCAGAACAUGCACUUUCCCCACACUGGCAUUGUCCUUCUCUGUUUCCUGGUCGUUCCAGUGCAUGCCUUUCCCCUGUUCCUGCUCAGACACAAGGUGUCUGUGGGCCUUAUCCUUGGGCUAGUCCCAGAGGAUGUUGCUCAUCUGCAUCCCUCAUUCUACCCAUUCACUUGCAGCAGGAGACUUCUCAGUUUGUCUCCCCAAAACAUUGGGUUAUACCACUGUGAACUCUUCAAACCACUGGGGGUGUGGGAGAGCAUUCUAACCAAAUGCAGAGCUGCUUGACAUGGCCACUUGCAGGAUGCUUUAUUCUGUUGACUCUGCAAGGGAACGUCACCUCCCAAGACAAUGGUUUUACUGAACAAGGUAUGAUGUGGUGUACACUUCACCUUCCUAUCCUCACAUCCCCAAACAACAUCUUCUCAUAGGACAUAUUUCCCAAAAGUGCAUUUCAGAAAACUACUGCAGGCCAGCUGGGAGUUGGUGAAUGGUUAAAUGUGAGUGCUCAUCACACCACUGACUGCAGCAGCCCUUCCACUGCUGGGCAUGGAACGGGGUGUUCAUCAGCUAGCAUUAGCAGGAGCACUUUAGAGGUUACAGAUUUUACCUGGAGGAGGCUUCUUCUCACUAUUCCAGGAGUAUAAUCUGUGUUUGCUAGACUGAUUCAGCAAAUAGUACUGUUGGAGUUUGGAAUACAAAGCCUCUUUAUUUUUAUUUCCUUCUUGUUUCAUUGGCUCAAGAAAGGAACUGCCCUUCUUGAACUGUGAAAAUAAUCUUGUCUGACAGCCCUUCCCUGGGCCAGAGCUGGAUGCAGUUGACUGCAGUGGUCUCUCUAUUGUGGUGGUGAUGUCGAUUGCCUCUCUUGGCCUGGGCCAGUAAGGGAUUUGGUUUUGCUU